AUGGAGCAGGGGCGGUACUUACUUAAAAGAGACUGUUACAGGGAGCUGGAUUUGUACUGCUUAAGAUGGGCGCCUAGGGAGUUGCAGAGAGCGGAAGAGAGAUAUUCAGAGGCGGUUAAGAGAUCGGCGGUUGUGGAGCAGACGCCUAGGUGGCGCGAUCCUGUCCGUCCGUUGAUGGGGCUGCGGGAGAUCGCCACGUCAGCAGGCGUGCAUGAUGUUGUGCUGUCGGUGGUGCUGCAUGCGUGGUGGGACGAGGAGGGGAAGGAGAUGAGCUACAGAGAGGCAAGAGCCAGCAACGGUGCCGGCAGUGGCAGUGGUGGUGUUGGUGGUGGUGGUGGUGGGAGUGGGAGUGGGGGAAGUGGGUCGUCACGAGCGCCUGACAUUGUGCUGCAUGCUGCGUUGCAUUUGCUGGCAUUGGCUCUUGACGCUUGCAUGGCUUGGCAGGAAGCUGAGGAGAAGGAAAGGGAGAGAGAGAAGAAGGGGUGGGACGGGCAGGGAGGAGCGGAGGAAGGGAAGGGAGAGAAGGUGGGGAGAAAGAGUAGGGAAGGUGGAGAGGUCGAGGGGAUGAUAAUGAUGGAGGUCGAUGGGCGUGUGGGAGGGAAUACGAGUGGUGCUUGGAGUGAAGCAAGAGAAGGAAGCGAAGGAGCGGAGGUUUCAGGUUCAGGCAUGGAAGUUGAUGGGACGGAUUGGGUUGGAGGCCGAGACAGGACAGGAGGGGCAGGCAGGGCAGCCGCUCCUGCAGCUGUUCAGAAGAGACAAACCUGGCCACCGGCGCUUCUGUCCCGAGCAUGCCAGCCGUUCGAAGCACGGCUUCCUGACAGCAGCAGCAGCGGCGGAAGCGGUAGUGGCAGCAGCAGCAGCAGCACGGCCGCUGGGCUGUUCGCCCUGCUGCCAGGAGCCGCGUUCUCCUCCCACUGGUUCCGCGCUUCCCAUGCUGCCCCGGUCUCCCUGCUCGCUCUCCUCGUGCUCCUCCUGCGGUGCUGGCAGCGCCAGGCAGGGACGAAGCACAGCACUGCUGCUGUUGCUGCUGAUGGCAGUGCCGGGAUGGGUUUAGGGUUUGGAGGAGACGUUAGUAGGGGAACGGAAGAUGAGGAGGGCGGAAGCGCAGCAGCUGGGGGGAGGUCGGGUGGCGCAGGAAGAGGGGAAGGGGGGGAGGGGCGGGCGGAGCUGCAUGUUCUAGUGUUACGGCUGCUUAAGCGUUUCUCUCAGCUAAGCGACGAGUGCAGGAGGGCUCUGGAGGUGCUGUGCCCGGAGGAGUUUGAUAAAGGAAAGGGGAAGGCUGUGGUUGGAGGGGGCGGGGGAGGGGCUGGGGAAGAGGGGGGGGCAGCGGCAGCAAGGGCAGGAGCAGCAGGGGGAGCAGGUGUGGGGGGUGGGGGCGGUGUGGGAGUAGGGGGCAGUGAGACAGAAGCUGGAAAGAGUGGGAGGGGAAGUGGUGGUGGUGGUGGUGGUGGUGAUGGUGGUGGUGGUGGUGGUGGUGGUGGUGGUGGUGAUGGUGGUGGUGGUGGUGGUGGUGGUGGUGGGGGUGGUGAGGAGAAGGGAGAGGGAGGGGCAGUGAGUGAAGCUGAUGCAAGGAAGGCAUUUGCUCGGGCAAGGCAGCAGGCGCUGCUGGUACGUGGUUUAGUGAGUGGGGCGUGGUCGUGGGUUACUUGUUUAAGUUCCUUAGAAUUGCUCGGGCAAGGCAGCAGGCGCUGCUGGUACGUGGUUUAG
Messenger RNA from Closterium sp. Yama58-4, 1707 nucleotides. NCBI's taxonomy places the organism in Eukaryota, Viridiplantae, Streptophyta, Zygnematophyceae, Desmidiales, Closteriaceae. The record is from the annotation of a GenBank genome assembly.